Ilyonectria robusta is the source of this 1164-nucleotide messenger RNA. RefSeq lists its product as uncharacterized. The transcript is spliced from 6 exons. Lineage: Eukaryota; Fungi; Ascomycota; Sordariomycetes; Hypocreales; Nectriaceae. The coding region runs from base 115 to 1161 and encodes 348 amino acids. The record is from RefSeq and is a predicted model, not a curated record.
GUUUAGUCCUUUCGUCUUCAGGAUCCAAGGCCAGAUGCAACAAUCGAUUACGGCACGAGUCUCCGACAGUCUGGAAUACCAAUGAUCCGACCGACAAUAGAGAGUUAGGCGACCAUGGGAGUAGUUGGUUGCGGGCCGGCCCCCGUCAUGGUUGUGGGAUGGGUUCUCGUAGCCAUCGCGACAGGCGUCAUAUUCGCACGAAUUUACCUGCGCCUAAAGAUCCAACGGCGACGGCUCCUCGUUAGCGAUGCCCUGAUGGCUACUGCGUGGGUUUUCGCGGUUGCCGAAGUUAGCAGCCAUGUUGUUAUGAUGAAUCUCGGUGGGCUCGACAAAGGAGUCGGAACAACGCCGGUGGGGUUUCAUGGCGGUUCCUAUAAGCUACAAGCAAUCACAAAGGCAUACUGGUUCAGCCUCAUCCCGUUCUUCGGGGCCGUGUAUCUAUGCAGGGCAGCUCUACUCUCCAUGUACCUGGAAAUAUUUCCAGUCUUCAUGCGGAAGAGAAGGAUAUUCUUAUGGAUGACCAUUUGCUACAACUUCCUUGCGCUACUAGCAACUUUUGUUGUUACGUAUCGCCUCUGCUAUCCGAUGGAUAGAUUAUGGGAUCUAAAUCUCGAGAGAGCCUGUCCUGGCUCACUGGGGAAAGAGAUAUUCAACAUCACCUGGGCUCUCAAUUUUGUCGGGGAUAUGCUAGUCUUUUUUCUGCCUUGGCUUGUUGUCCCUGGGUUGAAGAUUCGGACAAAGCUCAAGAUUGGACUUUAUGCCACGUUUCUGCUCGGGCUCAUCACCAUUUUGUUCAGCAUUAUGCGCUUGGUGUAUACCGCCAAGUCACAAGUGAGAAACUCAGUGCCUUACAGUACAGUUAUGCUGUGGGCCACAAUCGAAAUGAACCUCGGUCUUAUCAUUACGUGCUUGCCAUCUCUCCGGCCGUACCUCAGGAUCAAGGAGGAGAAAUCUCGAGGCUACCAGGGGCCAUCGGGAUCGGGCGAAUCGUCCAGGAGACUGGAGACUGGAGCAAUGGGCUCCGUAGCGAUGCGUACCCUGUCAAACCGCGAUAACCAUUGGGAUGCUCGCCAUAGCAACGGCAGCGAAGCGGAGAUUGUGGAAGCGAAAUCGGACGAGGAAGGCGUUCCGUCGACAACAGGAUCCAUUUACCCAAGAUAGAAG